Molecule: messenger RNA, 2626 nt
Organism: Chelmon rostratus (copperband butterflyfish)
Lineage: Eukaryota; Metazoa; Chordata; Actinopteri; Chaetodontiformes; Chaetodontidae
Gene: tdh2
Product: L-threonine dehydrogenase 2
Exons: 8
Coding region: 657-1793 (378 amino acids)
Biological process (GO): L-threonine catabolic process
Molecular function (GO): L-threonine 3-dehydrogenase activity
Source: RefSeq, a predicted model, not a curated record
UAUUCACUCAUAAAUAUUAUCAAUAGAGGAAGACUGACUAACUGACACACCUCCCAGUCCUGUUAAGCUCAGCUAAACACUCUUCACAAUGCAAAUCCCUGUGCGCAGCAAGUCAGCAUGUUUGCACACACGGAGCUUUGCAAGCCGGAGACUGUAGUCCUGUUCAGUCAAGAGCCACAAGCCCUGGUGAUUAUACAAAGUGGACAAGAACCACAUAGCCCAGCAUGACUUUCUACAGCUGCUUAUUCAUCCAGUGGUUACUGGGUGAACUGAAACGGUGACCGAUCGGAUGGUAAUCUUUUAAUUCACACUUAAAUGCCUCGAAAACUGUCUUGCCAGCCCUUAUUUCAUAAUUUCGUUUAGAGGAAUAGUUUUGGGAUUUUUUUUUUGUUUGGUAUAGUUGCAUCAGCUGGUUUUGGACCAAUAAUCAUCUGUGUGGGAUUUCUGAUUUUGUCAGCACACAGGUAAAAAACACUCUCUGUGUCCUAUUUCAGUUCAUUUUCUGCCUGUGUGUUAUUUUAGGAUGAGCUGUUGUAAUGUUAUAUAUCACAACUUGUAUAUAAGCCCCAGUGAUCAUGACCAAGAUGUAGACGUUCUAUAUGAUCAGUGUGGUCUGGUUAAGCUCAAUUUCACUUUUCUAAGGACUGCUACCAGACAUGCAGCCAGGUGUGCGGGUGUGUGUGCCCAAUGCAACUAUGUUGGGCCUGUUUUGCCGAGGCUGUCUCAGCAGGGCGCGGAGUUUGCACGCUCGCUGCUUCAGCUGUUUGCCCAGGCAGAUGAGCAGGUGGAACAGCCAGGACACCUGCAGCCCCCCACCUCCUAAGGAAAGCCCCCGUGUCCUCAUCACGGGUGGUCUUGGGCAGUUAGGCGUGGGACUCGCACAGAUACUGAGGAAACAGUAUGGAAUAGAGAAUGUAAUUCUGUCAGACAUUAAGAAGCCUCCACCUCAUGUUUUCAACAGUGGCCCAUUUGUUUACGCUGAUGUGUUGGACUACAGACUUCUCCGAGAGCUGAUUGUAAAUAAUCGUAUCACUUGGCUGGUCCACUACAGCGCUCUGCUUAGUGCUGUGGGCGAGGCUAAUGUGGCUUUGGCACGCAAGAUCAACAUCACAGGCCUUCAUAAUGUGCUGGACUUGGCCCUAGAGAAUUGCCUGCGCCUCUUUGUCCCUAGCACCAUCGGAGCGUUUGGUCCCUCUUCUCCACGUGACCCAGCCCCUGACCUCUGUGUUCAAAGGCCUCGAACCAUCUACGGCGUUUCCAAAGUGCAUGGAGAACUGAUGGGGGAGUAUCUCCAUCAUAAAUAUGGCCUGGACUUCCGCUGCCUACGUUACCCAGGUGUGAUAUCAGUCAACACGACUCCCGGAGGAGGAACAACAGACUAUGCAGUUCAAAUCUUCCACGAUGCUCUCAGCACAGGUCACCAUGAGUGCUACCUGCGUCCCGACACCCGUCUUCCCAUGAUGCAUAUCUCUGACUGCCACCGGGCAACAGUAGAGUUCAUGCAGGCCCCAGAGUGCCAGCUAUCCCUGCGGACCUACAACAUCACCGCCAUGAGCUUCACUCCAGAAGAGGUGGCCCAAGAAAUCCGCAAACAUCUACCUCACCUCAAGGUCACCUACAAUCCUGACUCUGUCCGCCAGACCAUUGCAGACAGCUGGCCUGUGAGGUUUGAUGACUCUAAUGCCAGGAGAGAUUGGGGCUGGGCACCGGCCUUUGGCCUUGAGGAGCUGGUGUCAGACAUGCUGCGCUCCAUUCGAGAAAAGAGGACAAAUGAGGGUUUGCCAGUCAGCUAGCAAAGCCUGCUCCACAAAGACUGACCAAUGCCCUACCCCUGACUUUUCUUCAGCCUGCAUUAACCAACAAUACACUUCUUUUCACUUCACUUUCACAAGUAGUCAACAACUAUCCUCCGCUACUCUGGAACAUUAAGGCAAUGAGCUGGACUGUUUGUAAAGUUGGAAUUCUCAGUCAGAUCCUCUCAAUACACAGUGGACACUGAGAUGUCAUAUGCAUGCACUGAAACACGCACAUUUCAGUCUUUUUCAGGGAAUCAUAUACUGUCACCUUCUCUUCAUCUUUGUUGUUUUUAAUUGUUAUCAUGGUAAAAGCAUCACUUUACAAAUGGGUAUGUUGCCACAGAUGGAACUGGAAAAUACUUAUUUCUUAAUAUAUUAGAGAUUACCAAAUGUCAUGUUAAAUGCAUCCAUGGACACAACAGUCUGUUACAAUGUCUAUUAAAAUGUUUAAUACAAUAUGGACCAGUUGCACAUUUAAAGUAACAAAUCUGUUGUACACUUUGAUUUCAGGAUCAUCUGGAAUGGCAGGCUCAGUUAACUCUGGACUGUAAUGACUCAUCAUGUACUUUUAUAAUAUAGUCUAUCAAGUGAAAAUCACACACUGUAUACAACCCCACUACCCUUGCUGUGGCAUCUAACAGGAAGCCUUUAUUUUACUUUUUUGCCAGCCGUGUGAUUUUGGUUAUUAAGGAGUACCAAUAACAAAUGAAGCCUUAUUUACUGUAGAUGACUUUUGAAAACAAUGUAUAAAAAUGCAGUGUACUUUGAAUCAGACCUUGAAUAAUAAAAACAAACAGCAGUGAUUAUUGUAAAUUCUUGAACUUCAUGUA